AGUUGAGGGGUCUGAACAACUUGGAGCAUUUAAUUUUGGAUUAUUCAUCCAUCAAUGGGAGUUUUCUUCAUAACGCUGGAGUGAUGACUUCUCUAAGGGUUUUGUCAUUGUCUAAAUGUGGACUUCGUGGCAGUCUACCUGCUCAAGGAUUUUGCGAUCUUAAGAACCUUGAAGAGCUAUACCUUGAUGACAAUGAUUUUGAGGGGAUAUUUCCUUCAUGUAUGGGAAACUUGACAUCGCUUCGAGCAUUGGAUCUCUCUUCCAAUAACUUGCAUGGAAGUGUUGCCCACUCUCCCCUUACUAUUCUCACUUCACUUGAAUACCUUUCCCUUUCAGAUAAUCACUUCAUGAUUCCAUUCUCAUUUGCCUCAUUUUCUAACCAUUCAAAGCUUGAGGUCAUUUUAAGUGAUAAUAACGUAGCAACGAUUGAAAAUGAAUCUCAAUCAUGGAUCCCGAGAUUUCAACUGAAGUUUUUUAGUUUGUCAAAUUGUGCCAUUAAAACACUACCUUCUUUCCUGUAUUACCAAAAUGAGAUGAUAGCUGUUGAUCUCUCCCACAACAACUUAUUGGGGAAGUUCCCCACCUGGUUGUUAGAGAAUAAUACGAGAUUGGAAUUACUUAACCUAGAGAAUAACUCUUUAAUGGGGUCUUUUCAAAUGCCUUCUUAUCCUAAUCCUCACAUUUCACAAUUAGAUGUUUCAGAAAAUCACAUAAAUGGUCAAAUUCCUAUAAAUUUAGAUAUGAUCUUUCCAAGCUUGGAGUUUGUCGACAUGUCCAAUAAUAUGAUUGAUGGUCGUAUUCCUCCUAGUUUUGGCAAUCUCAGUUCUUUACUGGCCAUAGACUUAUCUCAUAAUCGUUUAUCUGGAAGAAUACCAGAACAUCUGCAAAUGGGUCUUUCCUCCUUGGAGUUUCUCAAACUAUCAAAUAAUUACUUGCAUGGUCAAAUAUUUGGCAAUCUUCUCAACAUGGGUCAAUUGUGGGUGUUACAUUUGGACAACAAUCACUUUCUUGGAAACAUACCAGACUGCUUAUCAAAUGCCUCUACGUUGAGCACGGUCGAUAUUUCUAAUAACCAUUUGUCUGGCUUCCUUCCUCAGUGGAUCGGGAAUGUAUCGUCUUUAAGGCAAAUAAGUUUGGCCAAAAAUCACUUUGAAGGCCCCAUUCCAUUGGGAUUUUGCAAACUUAAUUUUCUUCCGUUUUUGGAUUUAUCUGAGAAUAACUUGUCAGGCUCUGUGCCAGCUUGCUUCAACCCUUCAUCCAUAAUGCAUCUCCAUCUGAAUAAGAAUAGAUUGAGUGGUCCAUUGAAUCUUUCAUUCUAUGAUAACUCCAAUUUGGUGACAUUAGACCUUGGAGACAACAGGUUUACUGGUGAAAUCCCGAAUUGGAUAGGCAAACUUUCUGGAUUGAGGGUUCUUAUCUUGAAACGUAACAAUUUUGGAGGCAGCAUUCCCAGUCAAUUAUGCCACUUGAAACAAUUAAGCAUGAUUGAUCUUUCUCAGAAUAGACUUUCUGGUCCUAUUCCUCAUUGCCUGUCUAACAUCACUUGUGAGCCGAGCUUUGAAAAAUCUUAUUUAUUUUUGGGACAAAUUGAGCUUCUUUAUCCAAGGGAAUUACCAUUUUCAAUCAUGGGAAUUAAUAGAUAUUUUGAUUUUCAAUUUAAUUCCUAUUUUGUUGAAAUGUCGAAUGCCAAAGAAACUGUGGAGUUCACAACAAAGAAUAGUACCUAUCCAUAUCAGGGCGCUGUCCUUGAUUUGAUUUCAGGGAUUGAUUUCUCUUGCAACGAAUUAACUGGUACUAUACCACCAGAAAUUGGGAACUUAAGUGAGCUCUUCUUGUUAAAUCUGUCGCAUAACAAUCUCCUUGGAUCCAUUCCGGCAUCGUUGUCCAACCUAAGUCAUAUUGAGAGUUUAGAUCUUUCCUAUAACAACUUGACCGGGAGUAUCCCCUCCGAAUUGAUUAAGUUGAACUUCUUGGAGGUCUUCAGUGUCGCCUACAACAAUUUAUCAGGUAAAACUCCAGAUUUGAAAGCUCAGUUUGCUACCUUCAGCGAGAGUAGUUACGAGGGAAAUCCUUAUCUUUGUGGACCUCCAUCACAUAACAAUUGUACUGAUGUCCGAGCACCAUCGUCAAUUCCAAAAGAUUCAGAGGAUGAGCAAAAUGAUGGUGGUUUCACUGACAUGGAUGUAUUUCAUGUGAGCUUUUUAGUGUCUUAUAUCAUGUUGUUAUUAGGAACUUUAGCAGUUCUUUAUGUGAACCCUCCUUGGCAAAGGGCAUGGCUCCAUUUGGUUGAAGCAUGUAUGACCUCUUGCUACUAUUUUGUUAUUGACAGUUUUCAUAAGUUGUUCAACCGCAACAUUGUGUGACCCAUUAGCUAGAUUUUUAUGUGUACUCUUUCAAUAAAAGCACUGUACUAUUUUAAAGUUUUCAGUAGAUAAUGGUUUCAGUUUAUGUACUUCUAUCAUUAGGUUAUGUUAUGCAUUUUACUUAUG
This is a messenger RNA of Ilex paraguariensis (yerba mate), 2489 nucleotides long. The record is from the annotation of a GenBank genome assembly. NCBI's taxonomy places the organism in Eukaryota, Viridiplantae, Streptophyta, Magnoliopsida, Aquifoliales, Aquifoliaceae.